AGCCGUCUGAUUGCCGGAUCUUAUGUUCUGCUCCUUUCCUUUUACUUACUGAGCCCAUUAAUUUCACGUUUCUUAACAUGAUAUUGUCGUAAUCGACCCUGUUUAGGAUUUCUAUCGUGAUAUUCAAAUUUUUAGCUAUUUCUUUUAUAUGCACGCAUUUCUUGGCAAACCAACAAGGGAAAAUUUUCACACACACUGUAUUCCUUGUCCCCCGCUCCUUCUUUGCUCUCUCUCUCUCUCUCUCUCUCUCUCUCUCUCUCUGCUUGUGUUCAUUUCACAGUUCCAAUGAAAUGAAAUCCUUCACUUGUUGAAAUCCAAGCCUUUAUUUGGCAAGGUUCUCUGGUCGGUCUUCAAAACUUAUUCAAAGAUCAUUGCUUGGGCCAUCAAAUCGUUUGCUUUCUGCUUCCAAAGUCAUAAAAAUUGCAUCUUUUUCUAUCUCUCUCUGCUGCGUUCUUUCCUCUGCAUCAGAUUUGGUGGAAUGCGUUAAUACGCCAGCUUCCAGACUGUUAAAAGAAGAAAUUCAUUUCGAGUCCUGCAGGUUCUAAAGCCGUUUGAAAUUUCAAUCUGCAAAGAAUUCAGCUAUAAAUGGGCAGAGGAAGAGGAAAAGGGAAGAAACUCACAGUUGUACCGAGCCCCGAGGACCCGGGAAGUGGUGCUCAAGAGCACCUUCCAGAAUAUAAAAGUAGCGAACAGCCUGAAACACCUAUGGAAGAUGACACCAAUCCAGAAGAAAAUGUAAAAGUUGAAGUAAAUGGACCCAGUAUCAAACCUGUUCUUACCACUAAAGAUGAAAUAGUUCAGCAGAGUGGGAAGAAGAGGAAGAGGUUCUUGCAAAUAAAAGAAAAUUCAGGUGCAAUAAUGGAAGAAAAUGGCCCCAUUACCGGAUCAAAAGUCGAGGGGACGACGAAGAGUAUCGGAUACAGGCAAACUGGAAGCCGUCGGAAGAGUAAACCUCAUCGGGCAGCUGAAGCUGUAGUUCCAGUAAUGGCUGUCUAUAAUUAUAAGGGGUUUUGACUGUUUGCUUGCCUGAAAUUCUUAGAAUUUCUGAUGCUUUAGUUCUUAUGUUUGGCCCUUUUUGCUUGGUUUAAAAGUUUUCUUGGUAAGUUUCUUGUCUUGAAUGGAUCUACAGUUUAAAUACUAUAUAUUUGCUCAGUUUUCAUAAAGUUAUUCUGUGACAGAAUUCUGGAUGUAUAUAGAUCUCUUCCGUCUUUGUUCAUCUUGCUUUUCUGGUCCAGUUCUGUAUAAUGUUGUUCUUUUAAGUGAAGUUCUAUGCCUUAUUGGGGCUGUAAAUCAGCCAAGCUUGAGCGGGCUCGGGAUUGGUUUGUGUUGGGCUCGUUCAAAAUUGACUUGUAUUUGUUAUUGCUCGUGAAUGGUG
This is a messenger RNA of Phalaenopsis equestris, 1375 nucleotides long. RefSeq lists its product as uncharacterized. The transcript has 2 exons. NCBI's taxonomy places the organism in Eukaryota, Viridiplantae, Streptophyta, Magnoliopsida, Asparagales, Orchidaceae. The coding region runs from base 586 to 1014 and encodes 142 amino acids. The record is from RefSeq and is a predicted model, not a curated record.